CCAGACUGUUAAGAGGUUGUCCGCGGCCGUCAAUUAGCCGUUUUUCUGUUUAUUACAUCAAUUCCCUCUUAACGCUCCUCUUUUUCUGUGCUGGCCUUGUUUUCCGACUUUGUUCUUUUUGCGUUGUCUAGUUUGUUUGUAUUGAAUGUUAAUAAUACGUUUAUAUAAACAUUGUGAAAUUAAAUAACAAAAAGUAGGAGCGGGAUGGUCAACUGUUACUCCAAAUAGACUUUAAGGGAGGAAUCGGGACAAAUUUGGAUGAAAAUGAUGAUAAAUAAAUGCCUGUUUCUUUCAAAGCGUAGUUUGGCGGCUGGAUAAUGCCGGUUCCAGUGCCAUGCUAAAGCAGACGGGUGUUAAUGAAACUCCAAAUGAAUACAAAUGGAUCUGAAUUGCCGAGCAUUUUUAGCCGAAAGUAACUUGGUGUUUGUUUUGUGGCGUUUGAGUUCCUGUACCGCAGCUUCCGUGCACCUGUAACUGUUACCCGUUUUCGGAAACUUUCUGAAAUAUGUUUUUUAAAUGUCGGAUCUUAUAGUGAAACUGCUGCCGUUAUCAUUAAGAUGGUCCUCUGUUGCUUGUGAUGCACAUGCAAAACUGGGCAGUUUGCGGCGGCUGCCGGACGCCUUGGAUUCGCGUUGUCGUUUCCACGAAUCGGAUAACCGGAGCAGCGUAACUGCGGGCAUGUUGGCGAGUUUCACUCCGCGUAGCCCGUCCGCGAUAUAACACCUCAGUCACAUCUGGAAGAAGAGAGAGGACGGGAGGACUCUGCUGUCAGUCACAAUUACCCUUGACACUUAAAGUUGAUUUUGGAUUUGCUUUCUGAAGGGUGACUGAGUUGGCAGCUUGCUGCCUCUGUCCCCCCCCAAACCCCCCAGCCACCCGCACAUCUCUGAUGGAUGGUGAUGUUGCCAUGCUCGUCGGCCAGCCUCCGUCUCCUCUCCCUUCUAAGCCCUCACCAGGUGAGGUGGCAUCCUUGACCAUGGGCGCACCUCCUCCCCCUCCUCCGCCGCCCCCUCUUCCGCCUCCCCCACCUGGUCCGACCGAUGCCGUCGGCGUGCGAGGUGGCCAUUUCAGCCGGGCUGCCCACCGCCAGUCCAAGAUGCGCAACUUCAACUGGGAUACGUUACCGUGGCAACGCGUACUGGGCAAGCGCAACGUGUGGACGGCCUCGCGGGCACGUGAGGAUUUCCCGCUGGACACAAAGUACAUGGAGGAGCUCUUCAGCCGCUGUGAAGCUGCCCGGCCCAUCAGUGACUGCAAGGGCACAAGUGUUACCAUGACAACAGAGAUGAUUUCCAUCCUAAAUUCCAAGAAGUGCAUGAACAUUGGCAUCUUUCUGAAACAGUUCAAAAGGCCAGUAAUGGAAUUGAUCGGAGACAUCCGACAAGGCAACUGGAAGGCUUUUGGGACGGGCAAGUUGAGAGAGUUGUGCAAGCUUCUGCCUGAGCUGGAGGAGGUGAAGAUGCUGAGUGCGUUUAACGGAGACUGCUGCCAGCUGACCGAGGCGGAUCACUUCAUGGUUAAGCUGGUUAAGGUGCCUGGCUACGAGGAGCGGCUCCACAGCAUGGUCCUCAAGGAGGAGUUCUCUCCGAUGAUGGAGGAGAUAAAGGAGGCCAUCACCGUCAUGACGACGGCUGCCAACGAGCUGCUGAACUGUGACGACCUGCACUCGGUCAUCCGGCUGGUACUGAAAGCCGGCAACUACAUGAACGCUGGCGGCUAUGCUGGCAGUGCUAUUGGCUUCCGGAUGUCCUCCCUGCUGAAGCUGGUAGACACAAAGGCCAACAAGCCAGGCAUGAACCUCAUGCACUACGUGGCCAUGCAAGCACAGGAGAUAGACGCUGCCUUGCUGAAGUUCCCUGAGCAGCUUCCACACAUCAGAGCCGCAGCCAGAAUCAAUAAGCAGGAAGUGGAGAUGGACUUCCAGAGGCAGGUGGAGAACGUUCUGGAAGCGAGGGCGAACGCCAGCAAGCACCAGGAACUGCAAAUGCAGAUGGAGAGCUUUUUCAUGGAAGCGGAGUCCCAGGUGACUGCGGCAGAGUCGUCCUUCCAGGCCCUGAGCUCAGUCAGUCAUGUGGUGGCAGAGUACUUCUGUGAAGACCCCAGCCUCUUCAAGCUGGAUGAAUGCUGCUUCAUCUUCCACUCCUUUUGUGAGAAGUUCACGCGGGCUCUGCAGGAGAACCACGAGCGUGAGGAAGUUGAGGAACGGAGGAGGCAGCAGGAAAGACAGCGCAGCGUUGCCAAGCGGCGUUCCACGGCCACCUGCUCCAGGACGGAGCGUGACAUGGAAAGUGUGGCUCUGGAGAGUCUCCUGCACACCUACUUGACCAGCCACUGCGCUCGGCGGAAAGCGGGCCGGACUGAUGAGCUCGGGAAUGCAGGUAGCCCAGAACGAGGGGAACCACAGCUGAGCAGCUGGUCUUCCAUGCAGGAUUUGAGAUCCAGCGUGCCCCGGGACGGGCCGCCCUCCAUCAACGACACGCCGACCCCUAAAGCCCGCAAGUCGAGGAGCCAGGCUUCGCUCCCCAAGUGGAACAGUUGCAGCUCUCGGCUGGAGAAGCGUGGCCAGCUCUCGUUGGAGGAGGAAGAUGAGGCGGACGCGGAAGUAGCAGAGGAGGUGCCGAGGACGCCGGAGGCCUCCGGGGAGGUGCUAGCGUACCGGAUGCGUUGGGGCAGCCUGCUUCCUGGGGAGUCCCCCCUCCAAGUGUCAUGGUCACCCGGCGGAGCAGCCACUUCGCCGGCCAGUCGCAUUCCUCAGGACGAAGGCAGUCCCCGGACCAUCCUGAGCCUGUCGCCCAUGACGACUCCCAAGUCCACCCGCCGUCACACCAUCUCCAUGCCCCUCUCGGCAUCUUGGUGCGAGCUGCACUCGGCACCCUCAACUCCCAUCCAGGCCACGCCCCCUCCAACCGAAGCCACAUCCCUGACGCGAUCCACACCCUCUCCCCAGGACCUGGUGGCAAAAAGGAAAUCUGUGGACAGCUUUCUGUCCUCCCCAAUCGCAGGAGAGGCCUCCAUACACACGGCGCUCUCGUUGUCCGGUGACCACGAGCCGGGGGGGGCUGCCCAGGACCUGGGGAUUGCCUCCAGUCCCCAAGAAGACGGUGGGAUCACUGAGCCUGUCCCCGGUUUCCGUCUGGGUCACCUGUUCCAGCGGCGGCAGAAGCCCAUAGCAGCUAAGUCGGAGAGGCAGGACGGCUCUGCCUUUGUGUCCUUCUUCAAACGCCUCGGAGAGCGAGGUGGUCGCCACGGCGAUGACGAGCUGGAGGUAAUAGUCAGGGACUCCUGAGGAAACUGGUUACUUUGGGGGGGCUUUAGAAUAAUUUUUAUUUAUUCUUAAAGACUACAAUUUUAAGUCUUUUCUUUUUCCUAAAACGCAAAGAAUUGUUUCUUGUGACCUGGAACAGUUUUAAUAAAAACUGAGGGCGGGGUUGCGCCCAGAGACGAUGACGUCGUUCUGUCCAUCUGUAGGUUGCUGACUUUAUGGUUUCGUACCUUUACAUCAUACCUUUUAUUUUCGUUUUUUACUGAACUUACCGUGCAAACAGAGGUGUUCCUUCCUGGAUUCCUGGAACUGCCCAGCUCAAGUGCUCACCGGAACCAUUCUGUUUGUGAACAUUGUUAAAGAGGUAUGAUGUAUUUUUAUAUGUACAUAAAAAUAAAGUGUGGAGUUUCCACCGUC
Messenger RNA from Paramormyrops kingsleyae, 3679 nucleotides. It is a transcript of the gene fhdc3, whose product is annotated as FH2 domain containing 3. The record is from RefSeq and is a predicted model, not a curated record. Lineage: Eukaryota; Metazoa; Chordata; Actinopteri; Osteoglossiformes; Mormyridae.